Molecule: messenger RNA, 528 nt
Organism: Rotaria socialis
Lineage: Eukaryota; Metazoa; Rotifera; Eurotatoria; Philodinida; Philodinidae
Source: the annotation of a GenBank genome assembly
AUGAAUAAUCUGCAAAUCGUUCAGAGCGCGCGGCGUGCACUCCAAAUUCGUCAAUCGAGUAUUCCAACCGCUAUAAUUCGUCUUAAUUCAGGGACAGUAUUUGGAGAUCGAACUUGGGAUAAAAGUACACGUGCCGUUGUUCAUGACCUACCCGAUGUUGUGUCACCAGCAGAGAUAAGAAGUCGACACUUGGCAGGCGCUGAUUCGCAUUCAUCGCAAGCUUUUGAACCAAAAACAGACAAAAAUAUUACCAAAGGUCGUUCUGCUGGCGCUCAUUUUGAUUUAAGUUGUCAAAAUUGGGAACGUAAUCAGAAUAAAGAUUUUCGUUCACGAAUGAGACAAAAAGAUUUGGAACAUGAAGCAUUUAAAGCAUCGCGUUUCAUUAAAUAUCAAGAAUAUGGUACCUAUGAAUCGAAUCGGAAUAACAUUAGCGGGCGUCCUUGUCUUUCCAAUUCAACACCUAUGUCUUUAAGUCAUUUAGCAAAAUCGAAAGCAAUGACCAGUUCAAGUGGUGAUCACCAUCAAUAA